Molecule: messenger RNA, 2171 nt
Organism: Megalops cyprinoides (Indo-Pacific tarpon)
Lineage: Eukaryota; Metazoa; Chordata; Actinopteri; Elopiformes; Megalopidae
Product: transcriptional coactivator YAP1-like
Exons: 8
Coding region: 521-1849 (442 amino acids)
Biological process (GO): hippo signaling; positive regulation of transcription by RNA polymerase II
Cellular component (GO): cytoplasm; nucleus
Molecular function (GO): transcription coactivator activity; transcription corepressor activity; protein binding
Source: RefSeq, a predicted model, not a curated record
UUCGCAAAACUUUGUACUUUGGAAAGGCAGGGAUUUGCGAUGUAGGAGAAAGUGGCACUUUUUAUUUUGGCGACCCGUAGAAGUAUCCCAGACAGAAACUAAUAAUAAUUUGUAAGUUGUUUGUAAUCGCAGGUAAACCGUUUCCAUUUCUAGUUUUAUUUUAUCGUGAUUGCAUGCAUUUUGCCGAGAUUUACUUUUAAACUAACCAAGAGGAGUGAAGCCUGCUUCGGAUUGGAACCGUGCCGUGCACGUAUCGACAUAGCUAGUUAUCUGGCCAGAUUUUUUGGAACCUGGUCACUUUCAUAAGCGUACGAGAAACUAUAAAUUCUUCUUUUCACAUGAUUGAACUGGUUUAACAACACGAAAAGCGAAGGAAAUCGAAACAAUUUCCGACGACUUUUCGGUAACCCUGCGGUGUCUAUAUGAUUGCUAUCAACACUUUAACACUUGGGCUUUCCAAACAUUUGGAUUGAUUUUGAUUUUUUCCGGAGCCUGAGUUAUUUUAAUUCCUUUCGGAACCAUGGAUCCCAGCCAGCAUAAUCCCCCUGCCGGUCACCAAAUCGUCCACGUCCGGGGCGAUUCUGAGACUGAUUUGGAAGCUCUUUUCAACGCUGUGAUGAACCCAAAAAAUGCCAACGUGCCCCCCACGGUACCAAUGAGGAUGAGGAAGCUACCAGACUCCUUCUUCAAACAGCCAGAACCAAAGUCGCACUCCAGACAAGCCAGCACAGACGCUAGCACCGCAGGCGCUCUCACCCCACAGCAUGUGCGGGCGCACUCCUCGCCCGCCUCCCUCCAGUUGGGAACAUUAUCGCCCGGAUCCCUGGGGGCUGGCAUGGCACCUGCGGGGCCGCCCCCACAGCACCUCCGCCAGUCCUCCUACGAGAUCCCGGAUGACAUACCUCUCCCACCUGGGUGGGAGAUGGCCAAGACGUCCUCCGGACAGAGAUACUUUCUCAACCACCUGGAGCAGACAACCACAUGGCAGGACCCACGCAAGGCCAUGAUGCAGAUGAACCAGACCACCCCUUCCAGCCCUGCACCCAUGCAGCAGAACAUCAUGACCCCGGCCUCUGGGCCUCUUCCUGACGGCUGGGAGCAAGCCGUCACUGCGGAGGGCGAGAUCUACUACAUCAACCACAAGAACAAGACCACGUCCUGGCUGGACCCGCGGCUUGACCCACGAUUUGCCCUCAACCAGCAGCGGAUCAGCCAGAGUGCCCCGGUGAAGCAGACCCCGCCCCUGCCCUCCAGCCCGCAGGGCAGAGUGAGCCAGAUGAGGCUGCAGCAGCUGCAGAUGGAGAAGGAGCGGCUCCGACUGAAGCACCAGGAUCUGCUCCGGCAGGUGAGACCUCAGGAAUUGGCUCUGAGGAACCAGUUACCCACCAGCAUGGAGCAGGACGGGGGCACCCAGAACCCGGUCUCCUCGCCGGGCAUGUCCCAGGAUGUCAGGACCAUGACCACCAACAGCUCCGACCCAUUCCUCAACAGUGCCAGCGGAAACUUCCACUCCAGGGAUGAGAGCACGGACAGCGGCCUGAGCAUGAGCAGCUACAGCGUCCCACGCACUCCCGACGACUUCCUCAAUAGCGUGGAUGAGAUGGACACAGGUGACUCCGUAGGCCCCGCCCCCAUGGCCACCCAGCCCAGCCGUUUCCCGGACUACCUGGACACCAUCCCAGGCACCCAUGUGGACCUAGGGACACUGGAGGGUGAGAGCAUGGCGGUGGAGGGCGAAGAGCUGAUGCCCAGCCUGCAGGAGGCGCUGAGCUCCGACAUACUCAAUGACAUGGAGUCUGUGCUGGCGGCCACCAAGAUCGACAAGGAGAGCUUCCUCACGUGGUUAUAGGUGGGGCCAGCCCUCCCCUCCCUCCCCGUGUUACCCCAGACCGCUGCCAAGUCACGCCUCUGAAGGAUAUGAAGAGGCCUUUUCUACUCCUGACGUUAAAGGUUGCUUUUUCAGAACUCGUUGGUUUCUCCUCCUUGCAGGAGAACUGGAGGCACCAGUGCUCUCAGCCCUUUGCCGCUUGUCUUUUUGCUCUCUGCUACAUAGUCAAGACUGACCCAUGAACAAAAUAUCCCCAGAGAGAUGCCACUUCAGUGUCUGUCACCUCUGGUUCCUUUGCGUGGCAGGCACAGCUGCUUCCCUGUUGCCUCAGUCGAAGUGUGUG